AUGGCGACGACAGAUCUAGUGAUUGCAGCGCCCUCUGCAGGCAUGAUUCUGCCACCUCCCGAGAUUCGUGAUCUCGUUGAAAAGACAGCUCCCUUUGUUGCUCGCAAUGGAGCGACGUUUGAGGAACGACUUCGUGAGAAGGAGCGCGGGAAUAUGAAGUUCUCAUUCUUGAACCCGUUGGAUCCUUAUCAUCGCUACUAUGCACUACGUCUUGAGGAGUGUCGGGCGGGGAAAGCGGCGAGUUUGCCGGUGAAGCAGGAGAAGGAGUCUGCGACGACGGGUAGGAAGACGACGUCUACAGGACAACAAGAGACUGCAUCCCAUCAACAGCAACAAAAGCAAGACGUCAAGCCACGCGACUUCAAAUUCAGUGCAACACUGCCUCCAAUCUCAGCGCAAGACCUGGAUGUCUGUCGUCUCACUGCUCGUUUUGUCGCCAAGAAUGGACGAAGCCUGAUUGCCACCCUCUCACAACGCGAAGGUCGUAACUUUCAGUUUGAUUUUCUACGGGCGAAUCAUGCACUGUAUCCGUAUUUCAACAGUCUUGUGCAACAGUACGCACAAGUCUUUGCACCGCCGCCGAAUAUUCAACAAGCUCUAGCACAGGCAGCACGGGAUCGACAGGCGGUGUUUGAUCGAUGUGCAGGUCAGGAGAAGGAUCGAUUGGCGUAUGCGGCUAUUAACUGGCAUGCUUUUAGUAUCUGUGAGACCAUCACCUUUACUGACCCAGAACUGGCAGGUGAUGUAUCGUUACCACCACCGGUUGAGCUGGCAGUGUUGAAGAAGGCGAGUUUGGAGCAAAAGAAAUUGAUGAGUGAGUUGGCAGUGCCGAGCUUGGCGUUGCAGAGUACACCGAGACUUGCGAUUGACGCAGCACCUACAGCAGCGCCUGAUGCGCCUGUUGCAGCAACACGGAAACGGAAAGCACCACAGACGCUAUUGAAGUGUGGUCGGUGUGGGCAUUUGAUACCAGCGGAUGAGAUGGAAGAACAUACACGCAUCGAGCUCCUUGAUCCACGCUGGAAGGAGCAAAAAGCGCGACAGGAGCAGAAACAAAGUGGUACGAAUUUAUCCCUUGCAGAGGCUGCUGCGAAUAUCAAGCGGCUACAGCAGCAACGUGGUGGUGGGUCGGAAGAUUCAACGAAGCGUGCAAAGCAGGAGAUUGGACCACGGAGGUCUUGA
Protomyces lactucae-debilis is the source of this 1182-nucleotide messenger RNA. RefSeq lists its product as uncharacterized. The record is from RefSeq and is a predicted model, not a curated record. NCBI's taxonomy places the organism in Eukaryota, Fungi, Ascomycota, Taphrinomycetes, Taphrinales, Protomycetaceae. Gene Ontology annotation, biological process: regulation of alternative mRNA splicing, via spliceosome; mRNA cis splicing, via spliceosome. Gene Ontology annotation, cellular component: U2 snRNP; catalytic step 2 spliceosome; U2-type prespliceosome. The transcript is spliced from 2 exons. Gene Ontology annotation, molecular function: RNA binding. The coding region runs from base 1 to 1182 and encodes 393 amino acids.